AUGUAUCAAGUAGACAGUUUCGAGGCGACCCUGACGAUUAGUGUAAACAGUUCCGAGUCCUUGGCAACCACCUGAGAACUUAGGCUCGGGUGGGACUGAUUUUUUUCCGAGUUCACUCAAAGUGAUAGAAGUUCCGUAAAAGUCCGUGCAGCUCAGUCCACGCAGAGGACACACGAAGCUUGAACGGGUCCACGGACAGGGUGCGCUGAUACUGAACACUGAACCACAAUGGGGAACUGUCAACAAGGCAGCGUCGUCUUUACCCAUACGUUGUAUGUUCACACAGGUGAUAUCAAAGGUGCCGGGACCGACGCUAAUGUCAUUGUAGUACUACAAGAUGACCAGGGGAACAAAUCAGCACCUACGAAGCUCGAUCACAUCCCAAGAAAUGACUUAGAAAGAGGCUCAGUGAAUAAAUUUAAUACCACGGUUAACCCCGCUCUUGGUAAAAUUCAACAAAUCGAGUUAACAAUGGACGCAAAGGGAGUCGCGCCCGAUUGGUUUGUGGACUUGAUACGAGUUAAAGAUCAUCGAGUGAAUCCACCCGAAACGUAUGCAUUUCCAAUCCACCGCUGGAUUAGACCCAAGUGUCAUUACACGUUUGACAUAUAUGAUUGCAUGCUGCCACAAUGUGACAAGAAUAUAGAGCAGAGGAAAAAGGAAUUAGAAGAGAAAAAGAAGACGUAUGCAUUCAGGCCAGAAAAGAUAGGUUCUCCGAUACAGGUAAAGGAUUUGCCAGCGGAAGAGGAAUUUUCUCGUUCUUACAUGUGGGACUUAGUGUCGCGAGGCGCAAAAAUUAAAGUCGAGUCUGGGUUGACCAAGAUCGCAACACUUUUUGACAAGUGGGAGAGUUACGAAGAUCUGAAACAGCUGUACUCAGGACCGUUUGCGAUAGGAAAACCUGACGAAGAAAUGAAGAACUGGCAAGAUGACGAAUGGUUUGGUGCCCAACGUUUGGCCGGAGUGAACCCUUUACUCAUAACAUUGUGUACCAAUAUCCCAGAGAGGUUUGGGAUGACAGAAGAAAUGGUGGAGCCAUUCCUCGAGGGCUACAGUCUAACACAGGCAAUGGAGUCCAAGAGACUUUUCAUAGUAGAUCUAAAAAUUCUGGAGGACAUACCGCACAGACCGGAAGCUGAGGUAUGUUCACCGUUGGCGUUGUUCUUUCAAAAAGGAAAUGGAAGUUUGGUGCCAGUAGCGAUCCAGCUGUACCAAGAGAAGGGUCCAAAUAACCCGGUGUUUUUGCCCAGCGACCACCCCGAGACCUGGCUCUUCGCAAAGAUGUGGUAUAACAAUGCUGACGCCACCUACCACCAAUCCGUCUCUCAUCUUGGGUUCACGCAUCUUUUGAUCGAGGGUUUUGCACUUGCAAGCCACAGAAACCUGUCCACCUCGCAUCCCGUCUUCAGACUGCUUGGACCUCACUUUCUGGACGUCAUGGCAAUUAACAAGUUGGCGGUUAAUUUUCUGGUCGAACCAGGCGGCUGGGUAGAUAAAACCAUGAGCUGCGGACGGGAUGGCAUGCUUCAGCUAAUUUGGAAAGAGUUUGCCAACUGGAGAUUGGAUGUCAAUGGAACACUACCGAACUUUCUGAAGGAACGUGGGCUGUUGGAUGAAGAAGUCCUUCCAAACUAUUACUACCGCGAGGAUGCCCUGCCUUUGUAUUGGAUUAUCAAGAAAUACGUCAGCACUAUAAUUAACCAUCAUUAUGAGACGCCACAGAAACUAGCUGAUGACUACGAACUUAAAGACUGGAGACAAGAGUUGGAACUGGAACAAGAGAAGGGAGGAAUGGGGGUCAAGGGAAUACCUGGUGACGGGGUGUUCAGCAGCAAUGAAGAACUGAUCGUGACCUGCACCUCUGUCAUUUUUAUCUCCAGUGUGGUGCAUGCGUCCGUGAACUUUGGACAGUUCGCGUCGUACGGUUUCCCGCCAAACUACCCGGCCUACUUGAAUGGCAUGCCGCCGACGGACAAGAAUCCGGUGUCUGAGUCAGAUAUCAUGAAAGCCCUGCCAGACAAGUCCCAAACCUUGGAAAUUAUGGUGAUCACAAAACUUCUUUCUGAAAAGGGCACAAACAGUUUGGGGGAUUUUGAAGUCCAAUAUUUGUUCGAUCCUGUCUCCGUCGAAGCCGCUGAUACAUUUAGGCUAGAACUGGCGGAGCUGGGCAAACAAAUCGCAGAAAAAAACAAGAGCCGCUUCCCGUCUUAUCUCUACCUGGACCCUACAUUUAUUCCAAACUCUAUCAGCAUAUGACCCUGUGAUGUAAAAUGGAUACUUCACUGAAUUAUGGCCGCAUUGUUACACAAUAGACAUACUCAGAUGGCAUGUCUUUAAGUUUUCCAUCCAUUAAUGGUUUCUUGCUUAAAAAAUGCAUAUUGUAUUGAUACUAGGUCUUUUCGAACAUUAUUUCUGUGGUGAUUACUAUACUGCCGUAUAUAAUUUUUCAUAAUGACUAUUUAACUUAAUACACAAUUACCGGUGGAUCCAGAAUUUUGCACAAGGAUAAAAAAUUGCCACGCUUAACAAGCAAAUGUAAAACAGUAGAUGGCAUUUUUUCCAUUCCACCCUCCGGGAGAUGCUUCCGUCUUGCUCUACACCCUUUAGGACCAUCAUCCGACUGAAAAAAAUCUAUUGCAAAAAUUCAAAUCGAGAAAAAAUAGAAAAUGCAUGUCUUUUACCUAAAGAUUUUUUUAUUCUUUUUUUAAUUUCAAUCUAUUCGUGACAUUCACCACAUAUAUCAAAUUGCAUUUUGUGUAAGAUACUUAUCAUUUUAUUUUAUCACUCAGACUUGAAUGACUUUUCACCAAAAACCAAUAUACCGGGAAGAGUGGCAAUUGAGGUCACAGGCAUGCUCAUAAAAAUAUUUAGUGCACAGAUAACAAACUAUG
Molecule: messenger RNA, 2891 nt
Organism: Lingula anatina
Lineage: Eukaryota; Metazoa; Brachiopoda; Lingulata; Lingulida; Lingulidae
Product: allene oxide synthase-lipoxygenase protein
Biological process (GO): lipid oxidation
Molecular function (GO): oxidoreductase activity, acting on single donors with incorporation of molecular oxygen, incorporation of two atoms of oxygen; protein binding; metal ion binding
Source: RefSeq, a predicted model, not a curated record